CCUGAAAAAGCUCUCGUUUGACAAGCGGGGUUGUUUAUCCAGCACUUCCGCUAUGAUGGGAGUACAUGGCUUGGCGCCUUUAGCGACAUUUAUUCCCCUCGUUGUUUUUAUUUUGGGGCAUUAAUCCAUCGUACGUUUGACGUACACAUGGACUGCACUUCUUUGCCGAUUCUAAACUCGUUCUCUGAGUCUUUUUUUUUUUAGAUAAAUUAGCAUGUAUGCUAGCUUAAAAAAGUGCGAGCUAGCAACCGACCGUCUUCCAUCGAGGAAUUCCAUCCAUCCUUUAAUUUCCUACGGCUUGUCCCUUCUGGGGUCGCGGGGGGGUGCUGGAGUCUAUCUCAGCUGCAUUCGGACGGAAGGCGGGGUAAACCCUGGACAAGUCGCCAUCUCAUCCAGGUUCCAUCCAUCCAUUUUCUACCGCUUGUCCCUUUUGGGGUGGCGGGGGGUGCUGGCGUCUAUCUCAGCUGCAUUCGGGCGGAAGGCGGGGUACACCUUGGACAAGUCGCCAUCUUAUCCAGGUUAUUUUCAUCAAUACGUUUUAUCGUGUGCAACAUGGCUGACAGAAGCGAGAAAAAAACCCCGAGGAGGAGUUUGUCUUUGUCCAAAAACAAGAAGAAAAGUGGUGUAAACACGACUCCCAUCACGUCUUUCUUUAGCAACCCGCAUCCUCCUAAACUGCCCUGUCCGCUGUGUGGUCAAAUAGUUCCCAGAUCUGCUAUCAAUGAGCACAUCGAUUUGCAAUGCAAGAACUUUGAGAGAGGAGAUAGCAGUGCAUCACCAGCAAGUAAUAUCGUGGUGUCACCCACAAGCAAACCGUCUGAGUCGGAGUUGAUUCCAGAUGAGGUAGAGUCCAAAACAAGCCCGUAUUUCAAAGCAAGAAGCUCUCCCAAUGUGUCCGGGGAGAAGUGCGACAAGACUGUAGUUGGAACUUUAGAUCUUGGACGUUUGUCAUCCAAGUUAUCAAGAAAAUUCACAAAGAGAAAUGAAAUAACGCAUCCUGAUCAGAGCCGAGAGUCUGUGGAUUAUGCAAGCAACUCGCAGAAAGAAAAUUCAGAAAGCACCAUUGACCUGACAACAAGUGCUCAGACAUGCACGACGACGACAGAAGGUUUCGAGAAAGCAACAAAACUAUCUCCUAUUCAUUUGCAUCCCUCAUCUUCCACACUGUCUAAGAGAAAAUCCCCCGACAGUCAGAAGAUACCUAGUUUGAGGAAGAAACCCAAACAUGAAGCAUCCAGUUGGACUCGAACAUUGUUUGGUAAAAAUGCAGCACAGACAACCGAAGAGCCAUCUGCACCUGAUUGUAACCUCCUUUCCGACUCAGACCAAUCCUCCUCUCACGUUGUCAGGGAUUUACAAGCAAUCUCCGGGGCUGAGAAAAACAAUAACAACCAGACAGUUGACACCUCGCCCACACAAAGACUGCCAUACUACCUACGCAACUUCCAAACUGUCCUGCAGGCCGUGCUGCAGAACGAAGAUGACAGCCGCCUGUUCAACCAGGAGGACAUGACACUGGUUCAAGCCUUUGAGAAGCUAUCAGUCAUGGGACAGAAGUUGUAUGUGAGAUUGUUUCAACGAAAAUUGAAGUGGCUUCAAGUGGAUAAACUGGAUUAUGGAGAAAUAUGCAGUAACUUGGAGCCUGUUGCUCAUGAGCUGGUGCAAGGUGGUCUUCUACAGUCAGAAAAGGACCUUCACGAAGUAGCAGAAGCUCUGGAACUCUUGCCGGCCCCCGAGCUUAAAUCUCUGGCCAAGAUAUUUCAUCUGGGCAAUUGUGGCACUCAAAAACAACAGCUAGUGGAGGGGCUUCUCCGCCUGAGCAAGCAGAAGUCGCUGUUUUCUCUGAGCCAGGCUCAAAACAACAUUGGUGCCAUCAUCUUGAAAAGGGCAAAGCAGCUUGCGGGUUCCUGCGUGCGCCUGUGUCGUGGUCCUCGGGCCGUUUUUUCUCGAAUCCUUCUACUCUUCUCUCUGACGGACACUAUGGAUGAGGAGGAGAUGGCAGCAGGUGGACAAAGCCAGCUUUAUACCAUCUUGCUUGUCAAUUCAGGGCGUCUGGCUUUCCCAGAGUACACGGUGCAGCGCACUGCAAAAGUGUUUCGAGACAGAGACGACCUGAUCAGAUAUGAAGCAUCCAUGCGGACCUUACAGGAGGUCAUCCUGGCUAUGCAGUCAGGUCAUUGGGAAGAGGCAUUGGACCUUUAUACUGCUGCCAAGAAUGACUGGCAGCACCUGAAGGAGAGUCUUGAGCUCAGGUCCGCAUUGAGCUGGAGGGGGCGUGGCCUCCAGCUCCGGCUGAAUACCGGGAGUUUGUCGGGAGAAAAUUUCUGCCGGGAGGUUAUCGGGAGAGGCGCUGAAUACCGGGAGUCUCCCGCUAAAAACGGGAGGGUUGGCAAUCACCAGGAGGAGCUGCCAGUGUUUCUGCGCAGCUUCACAGCAGGAUGGGCCUACACUCGCAUAUUAUCAAGAGGAGUUGAGAUCUUACAGAGGCUACGCCGUUAUGAGGAGGCAGUCAGUGAGCUGCAGUCGUUACUGCUGCAAGAUGUUUACUGUCCUGACAGUCGAGGGCGCUGGUGGGACAGACUAGCACUGAACCUUCAGCAGCACCUCAAAAACCCCGAACAAGCUAUCUGUGCAAUGAGAGAUGGCUUGUCUGACCCACUCGUGCGAACUGGACAUAAGCUGUCUCUCCACCAGAGAGCUGUCAGGAUGAGAGAAUCACCCAGCUUUAAGAAGUACCGUCUACAGCUUAGAGAUCUCCCUACUCUGGAUGUCCAGGAUGUUAAACAUGUGACCAUUCGAGGUCAGCUGUUUCCCCAUGAAGGGGGCAUGGGCAAAUCUCGCUUUCUGGUACCAUCCAAUGAGGAUGAUUGCUCUGAUGCCACUGUAAUUUGCUCUGUGGAAGACUUGUCUUUAGCGCAUUACCGCCAGCAAGGUUUUGACCAAGGGAUCCACGGAGAGGGUUCGACAUUCUCAACACUGUUUGCCCUCCUGUUGUGGGACAUCAUUUUUAUGGACGGUAUAUCCGAUGUUUUCAGAAAUCCUUACCAGACGUGCCCACUGGACCUCUACACUGACUGCUUUUAUGAGAACCGAAAAGAGGCAGUCGAAUCACGUGUGCAGCUACUUAAGGAAGCUUCUGUGGAAACUUUGCACACUAUUUUGGAGGAUGUCUGGACCUCCCAGAAGGGUAAAGUGUGUGCAUGUGUCAACUGGGAGCGCUUCACCUCUCUAAGUCAAGCGCAGUCUCUUGUGUCAUGUAUGGGCGGAGCCUUCUUAGCAGGAGUGAUAGCACGGAUGGCAAAAGACCUCAGGCAUUGUCGUGGAGGUCUGCCUGACCUCGUCGUAUGGAACUCAUCCACUUACAAGCUGGUGGAGGUGAAAGGGCCCAGUGACCGUCUUUCCCAGAAGCAACAGAUCUGGCUGGAUGAGCUGCAAAAACUGGGCGCAGAUGUAGAGGUGUGUCAUGUGGUGGCCACUGGAGCCAGAGGAUCUCGUCUCAAAUGAAUAAAUACAAUUCUGUUUAUCUGGACUGAAUGUUAAGUAUGCCUGCUUCUCUCAGCUGUGGGGGAUAAAUUGCAGAGUGAAAUUGGAGUCUAAUUUGUUACCCUGUGCCAUUAUUUAUCUGGGAAACCACUGCCUCCAACAAAAAGGAUCAUCAUCACUCAGAAGAAGCCAGGAUCGCAAAUAGCUUUCAACAAAAGAUAUUAAGAGCUCACACAAAGACCUUUACUGAUGACAAACAACAGAUGUAAUUACAUUUUAGUAUAUUUAAUACUCAGCUCAAUAAAAUGUAUCAUCACUCUAACAUGGAAUGUAUCGGCCCCUGAAUUGUGAAACAUACAUUACACCGAACAGCCAAUUCAUCAUGGCACUUGCACAAAUUUAAUACAAUCAUUAUGAAAUUCUUUUUUUGUACUGAGAAUGCUGACCUUACAAAACAAAUAAAGAUUAGUUUUGAUUAAC
Molecule: messenger RNA, 3963 nt
Organism: Entelurus aequoreus (snake pipefish)
Lineage: Eukaryota; Metazoa; Chordata; Actinopteri; Syngnathiformes; Syngnathidae
Gene: fan1
Product: FANCD2 and FANCI associated nuclease 1
Exons: 14
Coding region: 553-3504 (983 amino acids)
Biological process (GO): interstrand cross-link repair
Cellular component (GO): nucleus
Molecular function (GO): 5'-3' exonuclease activity; protein binding; 5'-flap endonuclease activity
Source: RefSeq, a predicted model, not a curated record